UAUUUUAAGUUAGGUUUCAAACAAGAGGAGGAGGUAUAUCCAACUAGCACUGAAAAGAUAAACGAAGUGUGAGAAGGGUUGGGGCCCAGCAGACCAAAGAUUGCAAUAUAUAUAAAGGGCUCAGAAAACAGUGCCAGUGUCAUCAUCAUCAUCAUCGCCAUGGCCUUAUCUCUAUCCUCCAUAUUCGGUGUAGCAGGGUCAAAGCCUCUUAACAAGUCAAUCUUAGAGCGGCAGACGAGAGUUAAGUGCGAAUUUGGGGAGAAAUCCUCACCAAAAACUUCAGAAUUGGAGAUAGGGUCACCCAUUAUCGUGAUCGAGGCCCCCAAAGUGUUGAAGACUGCGGCUUCGGUCCCUUGCCUCAGGGCUAAUGCCGGUCUGGUCAAGGCCGGAGACGUCGGGAGAGUCGUGUCCAGAAAGCCUAAGGAUGUAUGGGCGGUUAGGCUGAGCAUUGGCACCUAUCUCAUUGAUGCUAAAUAUUUCAAGCCCUUGACGCUUGAUUAAUGAUUUCACUACCAAGCUUCUACGAUGAUGUUCCAAUAUGUAGGUUGUGAGAUUUUACCUUGAAAACCUCCCUCUCGUUUGUCCUUAAAAAAAAGGCCUAGAAAAUAAAUUCUAUUUGAUAAUCAAGUACUAUUUCGUACUCAAGCAUUGCUUAAUCAAUAAUAGCUUGACAACAAUAAUCCAA
Messenger RNA from Vitis vinifera (wine grape), 685 nucleotides. Its product is annotated as protein CHLORORESPIRATORY REDUCTION 42, chloroplastic. The record is from RefSeq and is a predicted model, not a curated record. Bases 160 to 501 code for a protein of 113 amino acids. Gene Ontology annotation, biological process: NADH dehydrogenase complex (plastoquinone) assembly. The transcript is spliced from 2 exons. Lineage: Eukaryota; Viridiplantae; Streptophyta; Magnoliopsida; Vitales; Vitaceae.